UGGCUAGCGAACGGGAACGGGUCGCGUUUUUCACGUCGAGACCUUGAAGACGAAGAUGUCGAACUGUGGGAACUACUUCAUCGUGCUUGCCGUUAGUGUGUUGCUGAUCGGUGGUGUUUUCGGUGGUCCAGUUGCACCAUUAGAUUGCAUGAAUGAAAGUAACGGAAAUUCCACUGAGGAAGCUCUGAAAAAUGCGUUACUAUGUGGAACUGGAUACAACACUCAUCAGAGACCAGUGAAGAAUCAACAAGAUCGGGUAGCAAUGUACAUAGGAGCGGAUGUUAUGAAUGUUGAGCUGAUUCAUAACACUUUUGCAAAGCUGGAAAUCACUGUGGAGGUAUCAAUGCAAUGGUAUGAUGCAUACCUUCACUGGAACAGGAAAGCCCAGAAUGGCAUACAAACACUUUCCGUUUCCGAUCAAGAUAUCUGGACCCCGAAAUUAGCUGCCAAAUCCCUAUCCAAGUCACGCGUUCAAGACAUCGACCACUGCUUCCAAGUCAAGUGCCAUCUCAGUUCGGACGGAGAAGUUAUGUACUCCAUGUUGUGUACAUUUACGGUUGAUUGUCUGGAGAACUCGCAGCAUUGGGCAUUCGAAACUAAAGAUUGUCCAUUGCGAAUCUUUACUCCGGAAUACGACAUCAAUCAGGUGUCUCUGUUCCAUUUUCAGCGACGACUGUCCUACUCAGUUGCGGGAGUCUUGCCUUACAAAAUAACUUCCUUCCAGAUGGCAAUCGUGAAUAAUUCGGUCAGUCCGGAGUUUAGAAUGGAUAUCGUCGUAGAGCGGAUGGUUGGACCACAUUUGGUCGUUUUUCUGAUAUUGAUUUUAUUACUGAUGUCUCUGAAUCUCAUGAUUACAUGGUUUCGAAUUGAUACUACUGUUCGAGCUGUGCUGUCCAUUGCUUCAUUGGCUCUGCACGUGGUGUACACUAUCAUACUGUUUUGGUACGCUUCGACAAAAAUGGAACCGGCUUCAGGACUGGCCAAACUGGUAUUAGGAUCUCUCAUAAUUGCGCUACUAUUAAUGGGAGAAUUGGUGUAUUCCAUUAACAUUAUUAAGCACAAGAGCAUAGAUGUCCCACACGUUCUUCAAGUAGUUCAUCAAACAGUUUCCAAAAUGGCUAUGAUCAGAGUGUUCGUCAAACUGGGUUAUAUUAGUUUUAAUGGUCAACUGAUAAAAUCAACGACGGAACCCUCCAUGGAACAAUUUUCCAACCAUGUGGACGAAAUGGAACCAUCAACGAAAGAUACCGCGACAAUUGAACACGUUGAUUCAGACGAAGAGGAAGUAGAUCCAGCCAAAUUGAAAUGGAACGUGUUCGUACAACCAUUUGACCGGCUAAUUUUCUGUGGAAUUGCAACUGCCUACAUUCUGAUGCUACUAGUGCUGUUUCUAGCGUGAGACCUACGAAAAACCAUUAGCUCAAUGCUAUGGGACAAGCGAGAAGCAGCUCAAUUAAAUGAGGUAAUAAAGCCAAUAAAGUAAGAAAAUUCCUUAUUUCCAGAUGGGCGAGAGACAGAAGCAAUCAAGCAACCAAUAGAACUGUAUGUAGUAACGACGGGAAGUAACGCGGUAUCGUGACCUAAUACUGGAAGAUCGAUUCGGCUGCUUCCUGAUCAGAAACUAAUGUGUUCGAUGAUGAAUUUAGAUUAGGAAAUAUAUGAAAAUGA
Messenger RNA from Ochlerotatus camptorhynchus, 1668 nucleotides. Its product is annotated as acetylcholine receptor subunit beta-like. Gene Ontology annotation, cellular component: synapse; neuron projection; plasma membrane. NCBI's taxonomy places the organism in Eukaryota, Metazoa, Arthropoda, Insecta, Diptera, Culicidae. The record is from RefSeq and is a predicted model, not a curated record. The transcript is spliced from 6 exons. Gene Ontology annotation, biological process: monoatomic ion transmembrane transport; nervous system process; regulation of membrane potential. Bases 56 to 1399 code for a protein of 447 amino acids. Gene Ontology annotation, molecular function: transmembrane signaling receptor activity; extracellular ligand-gated monoatomic ion channel activity; neurotransmitter receptor activity.